GUUUUGUUCCUGUUUUAUAUGUUCUUGUUCCUGCAUUACACGUGCAUCUGGAAAUAUGUCCCAUUGAACCUAAAAGGGUUUCCCCCCCGAAAAGUGAUCAUUAUAGAUUAUUGCAUUAAUUUGUUGCCUUUAUUAAUUUGCCAUUUUUUUCGGAUUUUUAUUUUGACUGCCUUAUCCAUUGUCGGGAUUCUUAAAAAGGUCUCUAGUAGAAGAUGGGGGCGGACCCUACGCAAUCUGCGGGGUUUGUUUCCGUGAUCCCAGAUAACAAAGUCAUUCAAUAAAUCCUAAUUCAGGUAGAUAUAGGUUGGUGAAAUGCACAAUGUUACUGAAGAGUCGUAUAAAAAUUUUUUUUUAAAAAAAUUAGGAUGUCUUCCAGUUUGGAGACAUUAAAUACAGCAUAUCAGAAUAUAUUUUAAAUAAUUUUCUCUUGCCCAAAGAAUGGCUAAGCCAUUCAAGGUUUAGGGGACAGUGUAGAUGUCGGCGUCACCGAAUCCGGCAUUUUCCUCGGUGGGGAUCAUGGGAGUUGAAGUCCAAAACAAUUGAAGAACUCCGGGCUAGGAAGGCUACGCUGUUUCCCAUCCCUCCAGCUAUUCUUUCUCACCGCGGACUCUCUGGCCUUAUCGGAAGCUCUCCAAAUUACGGCGCUCGAGAAUAAGAAAAGGCGCUCGGCUUUGAAGUGGCUUCCGCCGCGUUUACAAGAGACAAGAACUGGCGCGUGUGAGGAAGGAGGCCCGAGCACAGCUGGGCUCGCCUUGCCCACAGCCACACCUUUAGGCGGGAAUGCGGGCGGCGGAAAGCCCGUCGCGCGUGUCGGAUCCCACCCGGGGUUUGUAGCCGCGUAGGCGUCUUCAGGGCCACGAGUCGGCCGUUGGGGUACUCCGGCACGUGCCUCCUUUUGUUUUUCAAAUAUUGCUCGGCGCUUUUGUUUUUCCCCGCGAUGAACCAGCCAGAGGUGGAGAAAGAGGGAGGACGCAACUGAGUGGUUGUUACGAGCAACCAUUCCCUCUGUGCCUUUUUUUUCUCCGCCCUCCUCAACCCUCAGGCUGGGUUUUUUUUUUUUUUGUUAUUAUAAUUUCCCUCCCCUUCCUUCAUUCACUACAGUCCAGAGUGAGAGGCGGAGUCACCACGCGUACCCGCGGGAGCGGUUGUAAGACCGCAACGCCGAGGGCGCCUGCUGUGAGCUUUUCGCCGCUGCCACAACUGAGCUCAGCGCGCGGCACGUCCCGCUUCGCUUCCCAACUCCGGGUCAUCUUCAGUGUCCCUUUUCUUUUCCUCUCUUCUUUUCUACACCGGCUGUAGUAGAAAUAUCCCCGGAUACGAGCUAGGUUCAGUUGAGAAAAUGUCUUGCCAGAAAGUUAUCCAUUUUGGGCAGCAGUUGUUUCGUCGGAAAGUGGUAGACUGUACAAGCAACGACAGCCGGCUCUCACGGUGCCUCAACACAUUUGACUUGGUUGCCCUUGGAGUAGGCAGCACUCUUGGGGCAGGGGUUUAUGUUCUUGCUGGAGCAGUGGCACAAGAAAAUGCAGGACCUGCCAUUGUCAUUUCCUUUCUGAUUGCAGCUCUGGCUUCUGUGCUGGCUGGACUUUGCUAUGGAGAAUUUGGUGCUAGAGUUCCAAAGACUGGAUCAGCAUAUCUCUAUAGUUAUGUGACUGUCGGUGAGCUGUUGGCAUUCAUUACUGGCUGGAACCUCAUUCUUUCUUAUGUCAUUGGGACAUCAAGUGUAGGCAGAGCUUGGAGUGCAACAUUUGAUGAGCUUAUAGGCGAACAUAUUGAGAAGUUCUUUAGUCGCUACAUGUCUAUGAAUGCUCCUGGUGUUCUAGCAAAAUACCCAGAUGUCUUUUCUGUUUUCAUUAUACUAAUCCUAACAGGACUUCUGACUUUUGGCGUGAAAGAAUCUGCAAUGGUUAACAAAGUGUUCACUUGUAUCAAUGUCCUCGUCUUGUGCUUUGUGAUGGUGUCAGGUUUUGUGAAAGGCUCAAUAAAAAACUGGCAGAUCCCAGAAAAUCUCUCACUUUCGGAGAAUUCCACAAAGAAUCUGCAGCAUGGCGUUGGUGGGUUUAUGCCAUAUGGUUUUUCUGGAGUUCUUUCAGGAGCAGCUACCUGCUUUUAUGCAUUUGUGGGAUUCGACUGCAUUGCCACCACAGGUGAAGAAGUAAAAAAUCCCCAGAAAGCUAUUCCAAUAGGCAUAGUGGCCUCACUUCUGAUCUGCUUUGUUGCAUAUUUUGGGGUGUCGGCUGCUCUUACUCUCAUGAUGCCUUACUAUCUGCUUGAUAAAAAUAGCCCACUGCCACUUGCUUUUAAGUAUGUGGGAUGGGAAGGAGCAAACUAUGCAGUAGCUGUUGGAUCCCUGUGUGCUCUUUCUACAAGCUUGCUUGGAUCCAUGUUUCCAAUGCCCCGGGUUAUCUACGCGAUGGCAGAAGAUGGAUUACUAUUCAAAUUUUUGUCUCGUGUCAAUGAAAGGACAAAAACCCCAAUGUUAGCUACUAUAACCUCAGGAGUUGUUGCAGCUAUCAUGGCCUUUCUCUUAGACCUCAAGGAUCUUGUAGACCUGAUGUCUAUCGGGACUCUUCUAGCUUAUUCCUUGGUGGCUGCCUGUGUCUUGGUACUAAGAUACCAACCUGAGCAGCCUAACUUGGCGUAUCAGAUGGCUAGUACUACAGAUGAGACAGACACAAAUGAGUCUGUGAGCACAAGUGAAUCUCAAACUGCAUUUCUGCCGGGAGAGGGAGAGAAAUUAUCCUUAAAAGUUAUCCUUGUCCCCCAAAAUACAAUUCCUUCCAAACUUUCGGGAUUUAUAGUGAAUGUCUCUACUUGUGUCAUAGGUUUUCUUAUUGUCAGCUUCUGUAGCUUGACUGUCCUUGGCAAGGAGGUUCUGAUCAGAGGAGCAGCGUGGGCCAUUAUCAUGCUUGUUGUCAUCUUCCUCAUCUGCUUUGUUUUCGUGGUCAUCAUUUGGAGGCAGCCUGAAAGCAAAACCAAACUCUCAUUUAAGGUUCCUUUUCUGCCUGUUCUUCCAAUCCUGAGCAUCUUUGUGAAUGUUUAUCUCAUGAUGCAGCUGGAUUGCGGUACCUGGAUACGAUUUGCCAUCUGGAUGGUCAUAGGCCUGGUUAUAUAUUUUGGCUAUGGCAUAUGGCACAGCGUAGAGGCAUCUUAUUCAGCACCAACGGAUCAAGAAAGAAGUAUGGAUAACAAUAUGGACACUUGUAAAUGA
This is a messenger RNA of Crotalus tigris (Tiger rattlesnake), 3208 nucleotides long. RefSeq names its product solute carrier family 7 member 1 (gene SLC7A1). The transcript is spliced from 12 exons. Gene Ontology annotation, biological process: transmembrane transport; amino acid transport. Gene Ontology annotation, molecular function: amino acid transmembrane transporter activity. NCBI's taxonomy places the organism in Eukaryota, Metazoa, Chordata, Lepidosauria, Squamata, Viperidae. Gene Ontology annotation, cellular component: plasma membrane. Bases 1340 to 3208 code for a protein of 622 amino acids. The record is from RefSeq and is a predicted model, not a curated record.